AUGACGGAUCCCAGAAGAAGAACAGGUCGUCACUUCUUGACACCAGAAAAUUUAUCGUCUACGAUACAGAUCACAAGCUUACCCCCAGAAUGGAACCAAGAUAUAAUUACAUCGGUCGUGGCAGGUUCUGGUCCAAUUAUAGAUAUAAAACCUAAGAAUGAUCCGAGAACUGGUAAACUUACCGGUGUGCUGUUCGACUAUCUGACUAGUAAAGACUGUAAACGUGCUUGGGAAACUUUAAAUAGAAUUGAAAAUUUUCCCGUAAAGAUAGAACAAAUAAUUCCUUCAAACUAUAAAGAGCAUCUUAAAGAAGCAGCAAGUAAUAAUAAUAAUAUCAAUAAUAUUAAUAGUCAAAAGCAAGUGUUACAGCUUAAUAGAGACUCUUAUCCCUUUGAAGCGGGAUUAGAAUUGCCAUUCGAAAUGGUGACAGAGGUCCCUAUUCCUAGGCGACCACCACCACCGCAAGCUUUGAACAAUACCAAUUCCGCUUCAAACAACACAAAUAUUCAAUUUCCUGAUAUAUUAAGUAAAGCAUCCAAACACUUGCCAACUUUCCAAGAUGGCUCAAUUACUGCUCCAGAUAAAAUUUCGCAAAAUUUAAGCAAAAUUCCGCCAUUACAACUUAUUGAAAUCAUAUCAAAUUUGAAAAUCCUAUCUAAUCAAGAGAAUAUCCAGAAAUCGCAAUUGGAAUCCUUCUUGAACACCAACAACGAUAUCACCAUAUCUGUGACACAAGCCCUAUUGGAAAUGGGGUUCAUAGAUUACAGCGUGGUAACAAAAGUGUUGAAGUCUCAAACUAGUGAGGUUCCAUCGAUGCUUUCAAGUAACAAUACAAGCAAUUCAAACACCCCUAUGGGCGGAAUCAGAAACAAUACUCCGCUGCACGUUUCGUCCAAUGACGUCAAUAACCACGCCAACAAUAUGCCAGUGAACAUGGGUAUGCCAAUGCCCAUGGCAACACCUCCAUUUAUUCCUCCCCCUUUACAACAGCAGCCGUUUGGCUUUAUGCCACCAGGACCGUUCAUGCCUCCAACUCAAGGCUCUGUGCCCAUGAACCAACCCUCGUUGGUUCAGCAACAAAGUAUAAACACUGCAGAAGCGCCAUCCGGAGCAAGCAAGGAUAGUUCCAAUGGAACCAUCAAUAUUGCGAAACUGCAGCUGCUACCCGAAAACCAACAAGACAUGAUCAAACAAGUUCUUACUUUGACGCCUGUCCAGAUCCAAAGUUUACCAAGUGACCAGCAACUUAUGGUGGAAAACUUUAGAAAGGAAUAUAUACUCUAA
Saccharomyces eubayanus is the source of this 1284-nucleotide messenger RNA. RefSeq names its product cleavage polyadenylation factor subunit PTI1 (gene PTI1). The record is from RefSeq and is a predicted model, not a curated record. The coding region runs from base 1 to 1284 and encodes 427 amino acids. Lineage: Eukaryota; Fungi; Ascomycota; Saccharomycetes; Saccharomycetales; Saccharomycetaceae. Gene Ontology annotation, cellular component: mRNA cleavage and polyadenylation specificity factor complex. Gene Ontology annotation, molecular function: mRNA binding. The transcript has a single exon.